Myxozyma melibiosi is the source of this 1039-nucleotide messenger RNA. RefSeq names its product SRF-type transcription factor (DNA-binding and dimerization domain)-domain-containing protein. Lineage: Eukaryota; Fungi; Ascomycota; Lipomycetes; Lipomycetales; Lipomycetaceae. Bases 273 to 884 code for a protein of 203 amino acids. Gene Ontology annotation, molecular function: DNA-binding transcription factor activity, RNA polymerase II-specific; protein dimerization activity; RNA polymerase II cis-regulatory region sequence-specific DNA binding. The transcript is spliced from 2 exons. The record is from RefSeq and is a predicted model, not a curated record. Gene Ontology annotation, biological process: positive regulation of transcription by RNA polymerase II.
GCGCACUGCAGCAGACACCGCAGCCCCGAUUGGCGGGCAGCGCAGAUCUCGGCACUGCGUACAAUUCAGCACACAAACCCUACCCUACCCCAACCCCACCCCUGCCCUCGUCUUGCCGCGUUUGUCGACCUCCCUCCGCCCGCUCCUUCCUCCUUCCUGAUCCUGCUCGCCGCUUCCCAAGUAAGCUACUCCCGUCUUCCCCGCGCUCUGAACCCUUCCCCGCCAGCCCUCUGCCCAAUCCAGUCCCUGCCCAGGCAUAGCUACCUCCUCAAAUGUCAGACGAACAGCAUCAGCAGCAGCAGCAGCAGCAACAGCAGCAGCAGCAGCAGCAUGUCGACCUCAAGCCCCAGCGCGACGACGACGACGACGACGACGACGACGAGACCUCCAAGCCCGGACGCGAGCGGCGCAAGAUCGAAAUCAAGUUCAUCGACGACAAGUCGCGAAGACACAUCACUUUCUCCAAGCGCAAGGCCGGUAUCAUGAAGAAGGCCUACGAGCUCUCUGUCCUCACCGGCACCCAGGUCCUUCUUCUCGUCGUCUCCGAAACCGGUCUCGUCUACACCUUCACCACCCCCAAGCUGCAACCUCUCGUCACCAAGGCCGAGGGCAAGAACCUUAUACAAGCUUGCCUCAACGCCCCAGAAGAGCCCGUUGCCCCGCCUCCUCCUCAGCAGGUUCCCCAGCAGCCUCCCAUGGUUGAUGACCUGCCCCAGGACGACCACUCUCUCGUUGCCGCCGCUAACGCCCAGCAGCGUGCCGUCGCCGCCGCCGUUGCCCAGCAUCAGCAGCAGCGCUCUGUCCAGGCUCAAGCCAUGAACAUGCGACCAGGCAUGUAUCCCUACCCCGUCCAGGGUCUCCAGGACAGAGACAAGGAGUUUUAAACAUACCUCCAAAAAAAGGAAACAUCUGAAAUGCUUUCUCGUAUUUGUUUUUAUUUUGGGAUAAGGUCUGGGUCGCUUCUCCUUUUAUUUUAUUUAUCUUUGACUUUCGAGUAUAUUGCUGUUUGUAUCUCUCCUGUAAUGUCGAUAUUUUGACA